CUGCUAUGUAUCCUGCUCUUAACACUUGCAUUUCAACGAAUAUCCUGCUAAUACAUCUAGUAAGAUGAGCACAACAGCAACGGUCACGAUGACCGCACCACCUUCUACAUCGACGAUCAAGCUCGCUCCUGCUCAAUCUCAUGGCGAAGCUUCAUCAUCUCAACCCCCGAAGUCACAAAAGCAAAUGACCAAAGCGGAGCGACGCGAGCAACAAGAGCGUCAGAGAGCUGCAAAGGCUGCUGCAAAAGCAUCUGGUCCGCAACCCGGCGGAUCUAAUCAAAAUCCCGUUCAGGUGAAGAAGGGCGCACCACCUGCUGCAAGUACGAGUGCUUCAGUUAAGAAGGGUGCGAAGGGUGCCGAUGGAAAACCAACCAAGGAGACAAAAGAAACCACAGCCGAUGACUCUGCUCGUGGUUUGCGGAUAUUCUCCCAUUUUGGCCUUCCCAAACCUCCUGGCCCUACCAAGGGAGAUAUACACCCGGCGAUUAUUCGCCUCGGAUUGCAAUUUUCAGAGUUCAAGAUCGCAGGGGCAAAUGCGCGCUGUAUCGCGACCCUCACUGCGUUUAAAACUGUAAUACAAGACUAUGUCACUCCCCCUAACAACACGCUCUCAAGACAUCUCUUGACGCACCUUUCACCGCAAAUUACUCAUCUUGUUUCUGCUCGCCCGAUGUCUGUCACUAUGGGUAAUGCUAUCCGGCAGCUCAAAUUAGAUAUCAGUGGCUCGGAUAUCGACCUUCCGGAGCAGGAUGCGAAAAACUUCCUUUGUCAAACGAUAGAUGAUUAUAUCAACGAACGAAUUAUCAUAGCAGAUCAAGUCAUCCAAGAGACUGCAGGGACCAAGAUUAAAGAUGGAGACGUCAUUCUCACAUAUGCUCGAUCUUCCGUUGUGGAGAAAGUUCUGGUUGGCGCGUGGGAAGACAGAAAACAAUUCUCGGUUGUCGUCGUUGACUCCCGGCCGAUGCUAGAGGGCAAGAAGCUUCUCUCCGUACUUUCUGCCAUGGGCAUUCCAUGCACUUAUCUCCUUAUACCAUCCAUUGGUUCUGUCAUCACAGAGGUCUCGACAGUCUUAGUGGGCGCUCACUCGAUACAUGCAAACGGUGCCGUAUUUUCCCGUGCAGGCACGGCCCUCGUAGCGAUGAUGGCGAAACAGCACAGCGUUCCUGUCGUUGUUUGCUGCGAGACAUACAAGUACUCGGAAACAAUUCAGCUAGAUAGUUUUACCAAGAACGAGCUCGCACCAUCUGGCGAUAUAUUUUCCUCCUUUCCCCUUACUCGGUCAAAAGAUACGCUCACCCUCAGCAAAAAACUCAAUUUGGAGAUUCUGAAUCCGCUCUACGACCUGACACCUCCUUCGAGUAUCACCGCGGUCGUAACAGAAGUUGGCGUUAUUCCGCCAAGCUCUAUCAGCUCGAUUCCACUCGCGCUUGGUCGCACUACACUGUAACAUACCGCACAUAGCAUUGUUGUCUGUUCACAAGUAGGAAGUUACAAUCAUACGAAUUAAUUGUAUAGAUAUCAUGGUGCAUUGGUCUAUUUAUGCGCUUUGCUGUGGUGUUGUAGUUUAACUGGCCGGCGCCGGUCAUGUCAAAUAAUACUUGUUAUGCUUUUUCCUC
Messenger RNA from Suillus paluster, 1616 nucleotides. RefSeq names its product eukaryotic translation initiation factor 2B delta subunit. The transcript has 6 exons. The record is from RefSeq and is a predicted model, not a curated record. NCBI's taxonomy places the organism in Eukaryota, Fungi, Basidiomycota, Agaricomycetes, Boletales, Suillaceae. Bases 65 to 1447 code for a protein of 460 amino acids.